Molecule: messenger RNA, 1718 nt
Organism: Nematolebias whitei (Rio pearlfish)
Lineage: Eukaryota; Metazoa; Chordata; Actinopteri; Cyprinodontiformes; Rivulidae
Product: palmitoyltransferase ZDHHC23-A
Exons: 9
Coding region: 1-1560 (519 amino acids)
Molecular function (GO): palmitoyltransferase activity; small molecule binding
Source: RefSeq, a predicted model, not a curated record
AUGAAGUGGGAGAAGUUGAAACCCCCGGAGCCAGACGACCCUCUCUGCUGCUGUGAAUGUGACUUCUACCAGAGCAGAUGUUGCGACUGUGAAGACCUGGAUGAAGCCUUUCACAGGUGGCUGAAGAAGAGACCAGCUCCUCACGGACUCCAGUUUGCUGUGUUUGAGGCCAUGAUUGAGAACCUGGAGAUCUCCAUGAUCCCAGCCCUGCUGCUGCUUCCUCUCCUGCUGAGGGUCGCCUCUCUGCACUACCUGCUGGGCCUCGUCCUCCUCACCACUCUGCCCGGCCUGGUCCUGUGGUACUACUACGCCACGCACCGAAGGAAGAGGCGCACCCUCUUCUUCCUCAGUCUGGCUCUGUACUCUCUAGCCUACAUGUAUUACCUCUUCGUCGUGGAGAUUUUACCCCGCGGGGAUGUCAGCCCGCUGCAGGCGUGUGCCGUGACCUCUGGGAUGAUUCUCACUUUAGUUUCUCUCAUCCACACCAAGCGAGGCCCCGGGUUUGUGACCGUUGCGCUGCAUGAAGCGCACAGCCGCAGGAUGAAGGCUGCAGAGGACGCCACGCACCAGUUAGCAGGAGAACAACCGCUCACAGAGAAAUGGAGCUUGUGUCCGGUGUGCAAAAUAAUGCGACCCCCACGAGCCGGACACUGCAGAACCUGUGAGUCCUGUGUCCAGCGCCUGGACCACCACUGUGUCUGGAUAAACAGCUGCGUUGGACGGGCCAAUCAUCGCAGCUUCCUGCAGACCCUCUGCGUGUUCGUGCUCACCUCCGUGUACGGGAUCAGUUUGGUGCUCGGCAGCCUCUGCCCUCAGCAGCGCCUCAUGACAGCUCUGUUCUACUGCCCCGGCAUCUACAGUCAGUCCAGCACAGCCCUCUGCUUCACCUGCUGUUGGUACAGCGGCAUCAUCACAGCCGGACUGCUCUACCUGCUGCUCUCACAGCUUCUGAACAUCAGCUUCAACGUGACGGAGCGGGAGGCUCAGCUGGCCCUGAGGAACAAAACGGGCCGCAGCCGCCUGUGGGGGCUCGCCGUCGACACCGGGGAGCAUUCACGGGGCUUCUAUCAGAACUGGGUUGAGUUCCUCACCAUGGCAGACGCCUCGGUGGCUGGGAAGUGGUACCUGAUCGGCAUCGCCUCCAACUCUCACUGGUUGGUCAGCCGCAGAGCUACGAUGAAGAUGGGCACCGCCGUGCUGAAACCAACUGCAGAUGGAGACCUGGAAAUGUCUUACGCCAGCCUCACCUCUGAUGGCUCCUGCUGGAGAAAGAACAAACUGGCCAAAAAGACCGACGUACCUGGGAAGUUCACCUACACCUGUGAGCGUUCAGGUGCUUUGAAAGACGUGCGUGUGGUUGAUGUGAGGUCUGACGAGUACGCGCUGGUUCACGUCAGCGAGGAGGAAGCGGAGACGACCACCGUCACCAAACUAUACGGACGUGGACAGGAAGUGGGAGCUGACGUGAAGCAGAAGUUCCAGCAGCUCGCCUUACAAACUGGCACUCUGCCUGAAAACAUCAUCUUCCUCCCCAAAAACGCCGAGUGCCCAGCCGCCUGACUUCCUGUGAAAAGACCGCCGCCACAAACUGGUUCAAUAAUCGUCUCCCAUCUUCUGUAGCACCACCAUUAAUCACUGCUGUUGAAUAAAAUAAGCAAAACCAGCUAAAAUAUUUUGCUUUAUUGUCCUUUUUUUAACAAAUACGCCGACGCACAUCC